This is a messenger RNA of Morone saxatilis (striped sea-bass), 485 nucleotides long. It is a transcript of the gene rgs1, whose product is annotated as regulator of G protein signaling 1. The coding region runs from base 1 to 435 and encodes 144 amino acids. The record is from RefSeq and is a predicted model, not a curated record. The transcript has 4 exons. Lineage: Eukaryota; Metazoa; Chordata; Actinopteri; Moronidae.
AUGGCGAUAAAAUUGUGUUGCUUCCCCAAGGAUCCACUGGAGGAUGUUGAAACUUGGAGUGAGUCUGUGGACAAAGUCCUCAGUUGUAAAGCCGGACAGAUAGCUUUCCGUGAGUUCCUGAAGUCCGAGUACAGCGAGGAGAACAUACUGUUUUGGCUUGCCUGUGAGGAGUACAAAAAAAUCAAGACAGUCCCCGAGAUGAUUUCCUCUGCCAACAGGAUUUACUCAGAGUUUGUCCAAACAGAAGCACCCAAACAGAUCAACAUAGAUUGUGGUACCAGAGAAAACAUAACAAAGAACAUCUCCCAGCCGACCCUGACUUCGUUUGAUUCAGCACAGAAGCUUAUCUACAGUCUGAUGGCCAGGGAUUGCUACCCGCGGUUCCUAAAAUCUGACAUCUAUCAGGGACUCCUGAGGAGAACCGAUUCAAGGUGACUGUUUUAAAACUGAUAGCCUCUCAGAUGGAGGCUCACGAAAUCUUCUCU